Colletotrichum higginsianum IMI 349063 is the source of this 2577-nucleotide messenger RNA. RefSeq names its product C6 transcription factor. The coding region runs from base 1 to 2577 and encodes 858 amino acids. Gene Ontology annotation, molecular function: DNA-binding transcription factor activity, RNA polymerase II-specific; zinc ion binding; RNA polymerase II cis-regulatory region sequence-specific DNA binding. Gene Ontology annotation, biological process: positive regulation of transcription from RNA polymerase II promoter by galactose; DNA-templated transcription. The transcript has a single exon. The record is from RefSeq and is a predicted model, not a curated record. Gene Ontology annotation, cellular component: nucleus. Lineage: Eukaryota; Fungi; Ascomycota; Sordariomycetes; Glomerellales; Glomerellaceae.
AUGCCCACAAAACGAGUCCGCCAGAGCGAGCGGCGCAGAUGCGUCCAGGCCUGCGCCAACUGCAAACGGCGUAAGGAGCGCUGCGAUGGCCGACAGCCCUGCAGGAGGUGUGUGAUCCGCCGAGUCGAGCGCGACUGUGCCUUUGCCAGUCCGCCGACGGCUUUCGAUGCUCCAGGAGGCGGCUCCUCGUCUGCGAGAACCCCGGAUCGUCUGGGUUCUUAUCCUCCUCUUCCUCCUCUUCUUCCUUCUCAUCCUUCUCAUCCUCCUUCUCAUCCUCCUUCUCAUUCCUCUCAUUCCUCUCAUCUUCCUUCUCAUCCCCCUUCUCAUCCCCCUUCUCAUUCCUCUCAUUCUUCUCAUCCUCCUCACGGAAGCCCGGCCGCCCACGGUCAUCAUGCCUUCAACCCGUACGGGCCAGCCGCCGCCGCCGCCGCCGCCUCCUCGUCCUCUUUUCACGGAAAUGGCAGUGUCCCGCCCAGUCACCAUCAUCACAGGCGGGCCUCGUCGUCACAGCUCAGCCACCUCUCCCAGAGCACCGUGGUGCCGCAGGUAUCCCGGCUCAUCGCCGACGGCAAGGGCCGCUUCAUGUUCAUCGGCGACGCCGCCAACCUGGCGUUCGUCAAGGUCAUCCGCCGGCUGGUCCGCGACCGGGUGGGCUCGUGUCCCUUCACCGACGACCCGCUGCGUCACAUCAUGGUCGAGGCCACCCCGGAAGGGCGCCCGAGAUGGGCCGUCACGAACCCGGCCGACGUCCCCGCCAAGCCGAGCCCGGAGCAGGCGAGAUACCUCCUCCGCUGGUACCUGCGGGCGACCAACUGCAUCCUCGACGUCUUCGACGAGGCGGAGCUGCUGGAGGACCUCGAGCACUGGCUGCGCGGCGAGCCGACGACGACGAUCCAGGACGACGAGGCCAUGGACUGCCUCUUCUACCUGGCCUUCGCCAUUGGCGCCCAGCGGUGCCCCGACGGCGACGGCGACCGCGACGACGACGCCGAGAGGUACUUCAACUACGGCCGCUUCCUCGCCGUCUCGUACGCCAUGGAGAACCCGACCAACAACACGGUGCGCAGCUACGUCCUCGUCACCGUCUACCUCCUCGGCGCCUCGCGGCGCAACUCGGCCUUCAUGCACCUCGGCGUCGCCGUCCGCGCCGCCUACGCGCUGGGAAUCCACCGGAGAGACGGCGACAUCCCGGCCCGCCUCUUCUCGGCGCAGGAGAAGGACACCCGGGAGCGCCUGUGGAAGGCCCUCCGCGUCCUCGACCUGUUCCUGAGCGCGUCCCUGGGCCGUCCGCUGGCCACCUCCGAGACCCGCGACACGGCGCCUUCGUCAUCGUCCUCGUCGUCCUCGUCGUCCUCGUCGGGCGAGGCAAAGGGGGAGGGAAACGGGGACGGGGACGGGGACCGGAUGCACUACUCGGCCUCGCUGGACCUCUGCGCCAUCUUCGAGUCCAUCCUGAACGACGUCUAUGCCAAGCGCAUGGUGUCCGCCGACGCUCUGGAGCGCAUCAGCGAGCGGCAUCGUCGUUGGGCCGCGAGGUUCAGCGACGGCCUCGCCGCCGACGGCAUGAAGCCGAGCAGGUACGUCGACGCCGCCGACGGCGAGAGGUAUCCCAACAUGGGACUCUAUUACCUGAAAAAGGCGUACUACUGGAGCAUCAUGCUGCUGUCCCGGCCGUUCCUCAUCGACUUUGUCUCGAGGAACAUUGCGCGGUCCCAGGCGUUGUCGACAACAUGGGGCGACGAUACACACACACAUCCCCAUCCAAAUACUCAUACUCAUACACAUACACAUACACCACAGUCGUCGCAGCCGUCGCCGUCGAGUCAGCUCCUCGUCCACGCCUGCGUCGACUCGGCGAUCCGCACCGUCGACCUCCUGUCGAGCCUCAUAUCGGACAAGAACGUCGCCAAGCGGCACCCCUUCGUCAUCAACUCGGCCUUCGUCUCGGCGCUCGUCCUCGGGCUGGCCAUCUUCGGCGACCUGGACACCACGUUCCCGCUGGACCGCGGCCUCGACGACGCGCGGGCGCUCCUGCGCAAGUUCAGCCGGCACGACCCGGUCGCGAGCAGGGAGCUGUCCAUCGUCGAGCACCUCCAGGGCGCCUGCGUGCUGUACAGGGAGAGGCGGGCGCGGCGCAAGAUGGAGUGCCAGGGCGUGCUGAUCGGCGAGCUCUUCGGCACCGUUCACGAGGGCGCCCCGGCGACGACGGAGAUGUUCAGGACGGGGCCGGGCUUCUUCCAUCGGGGAGCCGGUGGCCCCGGGCUCGGUCUCGGUCUCGUAGACCACAGACACAGAGGCGGUUCGGAGGCGGGGGAGGUGAGCAGUGUGGAUCAGACUGUUUCCUUGACGACCGGGAGCACGGAUGGGCCGUCGAUGAUGGACGGCGAGGCCGGUCGAGGGCCGAACGCGCCCCCGAUGGACAUGUUUCUCCCCAUGUCGCCGAGGACGCUGCUUUUCGACUCGUACGGCCAAGACAUGCCCUUCUUCCCUACCAUAGAUGCCAGCUUGACGCAUCUGGGCUACGCGGAUGAUGUGAUGCUGUCUGAUACGGGCGUCUUGCCCGAGCCUGCAUGCUAG